GUAAAUUCGGGAGUAGGACAACGUUAAAGCUAAAGGAACAUCGAAUGGUCAUUGUAAGGAGCUCUAUGAAGCUCUUUGUAACUAAAAUUAAUAUACAUAAAAAAUUAAAUUUAUCAUAUGACAUUGUCAUAGUGUUACAGAAUACGACCUCAGGUCAAAGCAAUAGAACAGUUCUUUUUUUCGGUUUUUCUAUUAAAAAUUCCAGAAUUAUCAUAAUUAUUCUCUUUAAGAUUCGAGCAAUAAAAUAUCUUUUGGGAAGAUUGAAACCAAAGAGCUCAAGGUUGAUCAUCACUGCAUGAAUAGCAUUUAAAUACAUUUAAAUUGUAAAAAUAAGUAGACAUGUCUAUUUGUUCUUAAAGUAAUUUUGCUUGCAAGUAUUUGUUGUAUGUAAGGGACAAGAGAUUGUCUCUUGGACUACAGAAAAGUUAUAAAAGAGAUAAGGUAUGGGUCGCGCGGGAGAAGGAAAAAUCUUACAAACUUGUCCUAUUUGUCUCUUUCAACGACAAUUAAUGAAAAAAAAGAGAAAAUCAACAAAAGCUCUAUAUAUUGAAAAAUAUUGAUACGAUAUACUCUGAACUUAUUUAAAUAAAUGUAUACUCUGAAAGGUUCAAGAGAGAAUUGCUAUUGCAAACCAUGUAAUAAAUUAUUUUUCUCAGUGUCUGUUGAAACAUAUUUUCAAUAUCGUUUUUGAGUAUAUAGAGAAGAGGGAUUUGUUGUAUGGGUUUUGGCCUGGAUGUAUGAGUGAUCUCAAAGUGAUCGUACGAGUGGAUGGAAUUUCAUGUGUGAUCAGUUGAAUUGAGAACUCAAUCGAUUGCGGAUGAUUUUCUCUUGUCUGGGAGAAGAGCAAGAAAACAAGAAAAUAAUUUGCCUUAUUUGAUGCAAAACAAAAGUGGUAGCGGCUUAGCAACAAAAUUAAUGUUGAAUUAAAAGAAAUUGUGAUUGUUCAAAAGAAAGAACAAAAAGUUAUUUUGUGAAAAAAAAAACGUACAAUAUUGAAGUUUUUUUAUGUGGAUAAACUUGUGACACGUUUUUUUUUUGGAAUUAACAAGAAGUCUUCAAUCUGCAUGAUCCUUUGGCAGGGGAAGAAAUUGAUCAUAAGCAGCGAUCCUCAGAAUUCUAGGAGCGUGGAUCAAUUUGCAUUGGAAUUUUUUACAAGACACGUUGCAUAAAUGAGAGAGAGAGUAAAAAAAUAAGGAGUGUUUCUAGGAUUGUUUCUAUAUGUAAAUAUUAAGGACUGGACACUGGCUCAAUCCGUGAGCAUGAUCUAUACAUGCGCUUAUCGUUAUACUUGGAACCGUGAAAUUGUCUUCAAUUCACAAAAAUUGGUGAAGAGACGACCAAAACAGUAAGGAAAGAAACUGUUGGAACUAUUUAUUACCGUCUAAGCAAAAUAUACAUAUACUAAAAAAAACAAUAAUAAUAAAAAACGCAACAGUUGCAGAAGAAUAAAAAAAAACAUUCCAAUUUAAAUAAAUAUUUACUUAGAUUAAACAAAAAAAAUAAGGAAAAACUAACACUAAAAUUAGUUAAAACAAAUAUUAAAAAAAAGAAUAUUUAAUAAAAGAGAUUUUUAAAUGAAUUAUCUCAAUUGCCAUAAUACAUUCCACUCAGAGGAUUCAUAGUAAAACAAAUAAAUAAAUAAAAUAAAAAUAAUUCUGUGCCUGUUGAAGAAUUAAAAAAAAAGAAAUUAAAAAAAAAGUUUUAAAUAUCUGUGUUAUAAAAGAAAAAAAUAAAUCCAAGUUAUUUUUUUUAAGUCAAAAGAAAACAUCAUUGCCAUAAUUUAACGUACAAGUUUUAUUUUUUAAAAUUUAUAUGUAUUUUGUAAUUGUUGAUUAAUAAGAAAAGCACGGUUUCCAAGGUAAAAGAAUAACGAUAACGAAUUCUCUCUCUCUCUGACGUGUUUGUGUGUGUGUGUGUGUGUAAGGGGAUUACCACACCAUUUGCACCUGUGCACACCUCUAAAGAGGUGGGAAGAUAUUGCGCGGGAAAAAUUUAGGGAUAAAGGUGUUUUAGAGGAAAAGCUACACUCAUGAGUACCUACAUGAUAUCAACGUAUGAACAAUGGCUCAACGAAAAGAUGAUAAUUCCGAGCCUGGAUGAAUAUCCGCCACCGCCACUUGAGCCAAUUGCCGUGAAGAAGCAUGAUACUCAGGAGCUUCUUCAGGAAUUUGAAUCUGUUUACGAUGCCGUGGAGUUGACUCAUUUGACACCACCACAGACUCCACCUCAGACAUCUCCACAGAGAAUAACUUUUGGGGAGGCUGCACAAUGCAUUGAUCAGACCUUCAUCUACCAGGAGCCUGUGCUCUAUGAGACAAUUUCCACACCAGCAUCUUUCUAUGCUCUGACCCAAGAACAGAAUGGUGAUAAGUGUGACAAUGCUCUGCAAUUCACGCUGUCGUCAUUUAGUGGGCAGGAGCAGCAGGAAGUUGGUGUUGUGGAUGGUGGGAGUUUGGUUGAGAUUGUUCAGUCACCGAUGCCCGAGGACAUUGACCAUGAGAUGGAGUUGGUGGAUGAGCUGGUGCGCAGUAGAGCGCAGGAUUUGCCAGAUUGGACGGAUGAUGACAAUAGUUCAGAAUUUACGUCCUCUCCGGCAAGUUCCUCACCACGAAGUGAGGCAUCAUUCAGUGGAUCUAGCUAUUCGCAGGAUGAUGAGUGGCUGCCGGAGUCACGGGCGGCAAAGGGGUCAAAGGGAUCGGCGGCGGUGGGUGGAAGUGGGAUAUUGGGCGGUGGUGGCGUCCGGAAGCGGUCACGCCCCUAUGCCCGAGGGUCCGAAGAUAAGAAAUCCAGGAAGAAGGAACAAAAUAAAAAUGCCGCAACACGCUACAGGAAGAAGAAGAAGCAGGAGAUUGAGGAGGUGCUGGAGGAGGAGAGGGCCCUGCAGCGUGUCCAUGAGAAGUUGAGCGAUGAAGCAAAAGACCUCAAGCGCGAGAUUAAGUACCUGAAGGGUCUCAUGCGUGAAGUGUACAAGGCAAAGGGUCUUCUUGAUUGAAUCUGGGCUUAACGGCGUUAUCACACUUGCACAUUAAAAUUUUAAUGUGAUUCACAUUAAUUGUCGCUUGUGAGCAUCCAAAUAUAUUAUUUGUGUCUUUGAGUCACUUAUUAUUUGGGGUUUUUCUAUUUAUUGAUAAAGAAGUGGACUUGGCCUGCAAAAAUAAGUUUAAAUUUACCUAAAGCAUAAAUAUUUUUCACAUUAAAAAAUUAAUGAGAAAAUUGCAUUAAUUUUUCGCAUUAAUGCUAUAAAUAAAUUUAUAUCAAAUUUUACGGGCCAACUCUACCUUUUUAUCAACAAAUAGAUCAAAUUUUGAAUUUAAAAUGAUUCAACCACACAAAUUACACAUUUGGACUCUCACUAGCGACAAUUAAUGUGAAUCAUAUUAAAAUUUUAAUAUGCAAGUGUGAUAACACAGUGAGAUCUUGAGCCUCUAUUUAUCUUUAAUGUCCUUUAUUUUUUAAUUAAACAUUUUCUUCAGAAAAUUACAUUUUCCCCUAUUAUUAUUUUUUUUAUAUUUUAGAUUUUUUAGAAGUUACAAUUUUUAUUUUCUUUUUUAUUUACCACCUAGAAUUGACCGUAAUUAAGAUUGAUAUAAAUGAUAAUACUAAUUCUCUAGUGAGUAGCUGGGCAUAUAUUAAUGCGAUGAUGUUGAAAACAAAGUUUUUUUUAUUAAGACAUCAUCGAAAUUAAUAAAUGAUUAAAUGUAGUUUGAAAACAAAAUAUUAAUAAAUAAAUAAUAAGAAAAAUAAAAUUAAUUGUAGAACAUUCUAGAGAUAUUCGCAAAGAAAAUUAAAAAAAUACAAUUAAUAUAUGUUUAUCUGUAGCAAAAUAUGUCAAUACUUCUUACAACAUUUACUCAGAAAAAAAAUGAUGAUGCAGUGAGUUGUAUAGUUCGUUGUCUUCUUGGCACUGUAACUUUAGAUUAGUAAUCCCCUUUCUAUUCCACAAGAAAAAGCAUACACCUUGCCCCUUAAAUCCUUCCCCCAAAAAUACAAAAAAAAAACAAAAACUCCAGAAAUUUCUCCCCCAAAGACUCCAAUUUUGCUUGUGACGUAAGAUUACUGAAGUUUUCAAAUGGAGUCUUUUGGGAAAGAUUAAUUUUUUGGUAGUUCCCAGGGGGAAAAAACUUACACCGAAAUUGCAUUUUUCUGUUUACCUUUACAAAACACAAAAAAACAAGAAAAAGUAAGAUUGACAAAUUAAAUAUAGUUCUCCACUUAUCAAAAAAAAAUCUGUUUAAAAAACAUUUUUGUACAAUUCUUAUUUGUUUUGUGAAUAUUCUGGCUUUAGACAAGAAUAAGUUCAAGAUUGUAUAAUUAUUUGAAUAACACUUUGAUCUUGUAUUUGGAUUUCAAGCAAAAUAUUUCAAAUAAAGGGUUUACAUAUGGAUAAAAAA
Messenger RNA from Phlebotomus papatasi, 4391 nucleotides. It is a transcript of the gene crc, whose product is annotated as activating transcription factor of chaperone. Gene Ontology annotation, biological process: regulation of transcription by RNA polymerase II. The record is from RefSeq and is a predicted model, not a curated record. Gene Ontology annotation, cellular component: nucleus. Gene Ontology annotation, molecular function: DNA-binding transcription activator activity, RNA polymerase II-specific; RNA polymerase II transcription regulatory region sequence-specific DNA binding. NCBI's taxonomy places the organism in Eukaryota, Metazoa, Arthropoda, Insecta, Diptera, Psychodidae. The transcript has 3 exons. The coding region runs from base 2030 to 2992 and encodes 320 amino acids.